Molecule: messenger RNA, 2189 nt
Organism: Chelmon rostratus (copperband butterflyfish)
Lineage: Eukaryota; Metazoa; Chordata; Actinopteri; Chaetodontiformes; Chaetodontidae
Gene: tysnd1
Product: trypsin like peroxisomal matrix peptidase 1
Exons: 4
Coding region: 230-1834 (534 amino acids)
Biological process (GO): regulation of fatty acid beta-oxidation; protein processing
Cellular component (GO): peroxisome
Molecular function (GO): serine-type endopeptidase activity
Source: RefSeq, a predicted model, not a curated record
CGACAGAAUUUCCGUGGGUAAACACAACACUGAAGAAUACUAACAUUUGAAUAUUAACUUAUACUCGGAGUCAUUCUGCCUCGCUACCUAGCAUGGAGAGUCGUUUUCUUGCCUCACCACCGGACUUGAGCUUUUUUAAUGUGCUGCUUUUCAACGGUUUUACAGUGUCUUCAAGCUGCUAAGCUCCGUUAUCGACAUAUGGGUAAAGUUCAUCUGCGUUCCUAACGACAUGCAGGUAAAGGAGGUGGAGAGGUAUUGCUGUGUAGUCAAGCUGUUGGAGCCUUUUUCAGCAAAGAAACCUGCGAGCUGCAGCGGAGUUAUAGUCCAUCCCCAAACUGGAACAGUAAUAUGCACCGCCGCCCCGUUUUCCCGUUUUAUUGCCGACACAGAGCCUCUUUCCGCAGACCGCAGGCUCCUGUUACCCCGCAGUUUCAGUGGAAAACUUCAAAUCCGUGUCAGCUUGCCUACUGAGCCAGAUCUGGACAACGGCCAGUUUGCACAGGGAGAAGCGUUAUCACCCUCCAGGAGCAAAACAACAUGUAACCGGGAAGUUUCAGCCGAGUUGCUGAUGCUGGUGAACUGCCUGGAGUUCAAUCAGGCUUUCCAGGCACUCUUCCAAGAGGGUGACCAGUGGCGUUUCCAUAGUGACGAGGAGGAGGAUGAGGAGCUGAUCAGAGAUUCUUGGUUCCUCAGCUGGUUUGCUGUACUCAAGACAAGUGUGGUGGUAAACAGCAGCCCAGAUUCAGGGACUAUACCCUGGCAGAGCAGCUCAUCUCUCCAGAAAGGCCACCCGGUUGUUGCAUGUGGCUCACCUUUCGGCUCCCUCUGUGUGGAUCUCUUCAUCAGCACCCUCAGCAGAGGUAUCAUCAGUAACCUCGCUGGAGAGGACAACGCCGUCAUCCUCACAGAUGCCCGGUGCUUGCCGGGCACCGAGGGCGGAGGGUUGUUUGUGGUGAAAGGCGCAGGUGAUGUGCGUCUCAUUGGACUGAUCGUGUCUCCAUUUGGUUGGAAGGCGAACGAGUGGAUAGGCCUCACGCUUGUCUGCUCCGUCCAGUCCAUCUUCAGAAACAUCAUCCGCUGCAUGAGCAUUCAGGAUCCACUCCGAGAUGUUUGGCUGCAUCCGGGAGAGGCAGGCCUCCACAUAUCCGCCACAGCCCAUGAGUCAAGAGCUAUUAAAUACCCCACUGUGUGCCUUGUGGAUAGCGGGCAGUUCUGGGGCUCAGGAGUCGUUGUCACCUCUCAGCUGGUGGUGACCUGCCGGCACGUUGUCAAUGGGAAGUCGACGGUCACCCUGAAGUUCCAUCACAGGGACAGAGUCCAUGAUGUUGUGGGUGACGUGCUGUUUUCCACUAAAGCAUCUUCACCCUUUGAUUUGGCUUUGGUGCAGCUGAGAGACUCCACCACAGAGGCUGUGGUCCCUCGAAUGGCUCAGAGUUUCAAUCCAGGUGAUUCUGUAGUUGUGGUGGGAUAUGGUGGGCUGGGUCGGAGCUGUGGUCCGUCCCUGACCUGUGGUGUCCUCUCCAAAGCCAUUAGCUUGAAUGACCGGCCUGUCAUGCUUCAGACCACUUGUGCAGUGCAAGCAGGGGCCAGCGGGGGUGCUGUGGUGCGGAGAUGCUCAGGAGAGCUGCUGGGUAUUGUGUCCAGCAACACGAGGGACCUGGCUGCCAAAGUGACCUAUCCGCACCUCAACUUUAGCAUCCCGGUGACUAUUUUCCAGGGGUUGUUGCAGCACUUUUACCAGACAACAGAUGCUAAUGUUUUCAGGGUGUUGGACACCACAGAAGAAGAAGUCAAAAGGGUGUGGAGGCUACAGUGUGAUCAGAGCAAACUAUAACAGAGGACCCUUGUGCCUUGAGAUAUGCUAGAAAGAGGUUGGACAGUUAAAUCAGUAUGGUUUAUAUGCAAAAUCACAUUAGAUAGUCAAAUAUAUAUAUCAUGUUUAUAAAAACUGGUGUUUAUAUAACUUUAUGUGUUUCAUAACUUAAUUUGUUCCAAACGCAGGUACAAAGUCACCGAUAUGAAGUAAAUGCAACUAAAAGAGGAAUCAUUUAUUCUUUGUGAUACCCAGAAACAUGCAGUAAAGAAUGUGAAAGAUUAAAAAGACAAAGUAAUGUUAACAGCCAAGUUAAAGUUACUUUAAUACUGUGGAGAUUGUUUUAUUGUACUGUAAUUAAAAUAAUGAAAUAGUU